AUGAAUUAUGGAAAGAUAAUAAAUCAUUAUAUUUAUUCAUGUCUUUUAGUCAAUAAAGAGUGGUGUCAUUUAGUAGUUCCUAUCUUAUGGAAUAAUUAUCCAUCCUAUUUUAUAAAUGUAGAAUCAAGAGAAAAAUUUUUUAAUAUAAUAAUUUCUUGUCUAUCAACCUCUUCAAAACAACUUUUGUUUGAUAAUAAUAUUAGACUAUCUCAAACAAUUCUUUCAAAAACCCCAGCGUUUAAUUAUAUUAGUCUUUGUAAAUUUUUUAAUGGUGAAAUUCUAACUUAUAUUAUGCGUAUGGUUUUUAAAGAAGAAUUUUUAAUUAAGGUUGAUUCAAAAAAAGUAUAUCUUUUUUUACGAGAAAUGUACAAGUUAUUUAUUAGUCAAUGCAAGGGUAUUAAAACAUUUGUGUGGGAUACUUAUGAACCUUUAUUAUCAUUUCCUGGAGCUUUAACAUUUUUCUCUCAAUUAUAUAGCCUAAAAAUUAAUCUAUGGUUUAUAGAUUCUAAUAGUCUUUAUCGAAUGUCACAAAUUUGUAAAGAUUUGGGCGAAUUAAUUAUUGAAAAUUGUUCUCAAGAUAUUCCUGGAUUAACUUCUUUAAUCGAUGCACAAAGAAAUUUAAAAAUUGUAUCAUUAGAAUUUAAGAUUAUGGACGGUUCGUGUGAAGAAUUAGGGACGUGUGAAGAAUUAAGCAAGGCAUUGGCAAGAAGAGGUUGUACGAUUAAUAAUCUUACUUUACAUGAUUCAGUUGAUGUUAUUCCACAUUCAUUUUUAACAUCACUUGUUAGUCUAAAGUAUUUGGGAAUAUAUUAUGAUUGUGAAAGUUAUGAAAGGAAUAUUGAAUUCCAGAAAUACUUAGAAAUUUCAAAAUUUCCAGAUCUUCAGUCACUUGAAAUUAAAGAUGAUUUAUUAUGCUUUAAGAAAUUAGCAAUGUUAAUUGAAAAAACCAAAGGAAAUAUAUCAAAUAUCUAUAUAGAAACUUGUAAUGAAUCUGCUGAAAAUACAGGAAUGUUACUUAAUGCAAUUUCUAAUCAUUGUCCAAGGAUUGAGAACUUAGUUACAUAUCUUGGACCUAAUGAUUUGAUUUAUGUUAAAUUAUUAUUAAUGAAUUGCAAAAAUUUAGUAUGUUUAAAUCUUUUUGGUUUGAAUGAAAAUAGUGAUAUAGGAGAUGAAUUAUUGGAUAUUUUAAUUAAAUUUUCUCCAAAAUGUUUAAUUGAUAUAUUAAUUAGUGGAUAUUGGAAAUACUCUAUUGGCGUUUUUGUAAAUUUUUUUGAAAGUUAUAGGGGACGAAAAUUUUGUUUUAAUAUCAGUGAUGUUAUUGAAUAUAUUACAAAAAAACAUUUAAAUGUUGUUAAGUAUUACUUUGAUGAAGGGAUAGUAACAUAUUCAAAUCUUUUAAAUUAUAUUAAACUUUAA
Molecule: messenger RNA, 1416 nt
Organism: Rhizophagus irregularis DAOM 181602=DAOM 197198
Lineage: Eukaryota; Fungi; Glomeromycota; Glomeromycetes; Glomerales; Glomeraceae
Source: RefSeq, a predicted model, not a curated record